Messenger RNA from Pestalotiopsis fici W106-1, 1035 nucleotides. RefSeq lists its product as uncharacterized. Gene Ontology annotation, molecular function: oxidoreductase activity, acting on the CH-CH group of donors, NAD or NADP as acceptor. The record is from RefSeq and is a predicted model, not a curated record. Bases 1 to 1035 code for a protein of 344 amino acids. NCBI's taxonomy places the organism in Eukaryota, Fungi, Ascomycota, Sordariomycetes, Amphisphaeriales, Sporocadaceae. The transcript is spliced from 4 exons.
AUGUCUCGCCAGAAUAUCACCUUUCAUCUCGCCAAACGGCCAACAGCCUCCGUGGUUCCCGGUCAGACCUUUGAGCAAAGGUCAGAGCCAGCUCCGACAGCUGAGGAUCUGAAGGAUGGACAGGUGCUCGUCGAGGUCUUGUAUCUAUCGCUCGACCCAUAUAUGCGAGGAAUGCUGAAUAGCACCAGGUCAUACAUUGCCCCCGUAGCGAUUGGUCAAAAGAUGGUCGGCGGGGCAAUCUCUCGUGUCCUGGCAAGCAAGUCGGCAAAGGCUGCACCUGGAGACGUUAUAUACGCACUCACUGGCUGGACCGAGGUCGCCAUUGUUCCGGAGCAGAUGGUGGAGGCUAUCAAGCUACCUGAAGGUAUCAAAUUGACAGACAUGUUGACAGUCGCAUUCAAUGGGCCUGCCAUGGCAGCGUAUAUUGGGCUUCAGAACAAAGCCAAUGUUGAACCCGGUAAUACCGUAGUUGUCUCUGCAGCCAGUGGUGCUACAGGACACAUAGUCGGCCAGAUUGCCAAGAUUCAAAGUGCCCGCGUAGUCGGUAUCACUGGCUCUGAUGAAAAGUGCAGCUGGCUUUGCGACGAGCUCGGGUUUGAUGUCGCGCUCAAUUACAAUUCGCCAGACUUUGUCGCGAAACUCGAAGAGGCAACUCCAGACAUGAUAGAUGUGUAUUGGGAUAAUGUCGGUGGAUGGAUCCUAGAGGUUGCCCUUGCCAGAGCUGCCAAAUUUGCUCGGUAUGUCAUUUGCGGUGGCGCGGCCCAGUACAACCUCCCGGAGCCCGAGAGACUAGGAAUCAAGAAUAUCAUAGAGAUUGGAAAACAACGCGUACGUAUGGAAGGGUUUGUGGUCAUGGACCACAUGAAAGAUAUUCCAGAGGCGCGAGCUACUCUGCUACAGUGGAUCACGGAAGGAAAACUCAAAACAAAGGAGACCAUUGUCAAGGGUGGCAUUACUGUAGCAGACGCUGCUUUUGAGAAAUUGUUCACGGGCGACAAAAUUGGCAAGCUAUACGUCGAGGUCAAGGCUCCUUGA